This is a messenger RNA of Mycetomoellerius zeteki, 1980 nucleotides long. RefSeq names its product frizzled class receptor (gene fz). The record is from RefSeq and is a predicted model, not a curated record. Gene Ontology annotation, biological process: canonical Wnt signaling pathway; non-canonical Wnt signaling pathway. Gene Ontology annotation, molecular function: Wnt-protein binding; Wnt receptor activity. Lineage: Eukaryota; Metazoa; Arthropoda; Insecta; Hymenoptera; Formicidae. Gene Ontology annotation, cellular component: plasma membrane.
ACUGUUUACACUGGUUUAUACUACCACUAGUACUACUCCACGAGCGCGUCUGUCACCUCGAUCAUCAUCACUCACCACCACCUUCACCCUCAUUAUCAGCACCUUCACUUAUCACCUUCACUUUCAUUGUCGUGGUCGUUGAACCUAGAUAUCGGCAUGUCCCAUCAUUUGUCGUGAGUAUAAUUCCCGGGGUGUGCCUAUUCCUAAAGAGGAGGCUAGAGAUGUUGCGGACGAUGAUGAUCAGUGCGUUUCUGUCCGGCGUGGUGACUGUCACCGCUGCCUUGCACUCCUCCACCGCCCUGAACGGCGGGGUUGGCGAUCCUCUCGCUCAUCACGGCCGCUGUGAACCUAUCACCAUCAAUCUCUGCAUGAACAUCCCAUACAAUGAGACGAUCAUGCCGAACCUAAUGAAUCAUCAGAAGCAAGAGGACGCCGGCCAAGAGGUGCACCAGUAUAUGCCGCUCGUUAAAAUGAAAUGCAGCCCGGAUCUGCGUUUCUUUCUGUGCACCGUCUACGCGCCCGUCUGUACCAUAAUCGAGAAGGCGAUACCGCCGUGCCGGUCGCUCUGUGAGAGCGCGCGCUCCGGCUGCGAGGAACUAAUGAACAGUUUCGGUUUCAUGUGGCCGGAGGCCCUGGACUGCUCCAAGAUGCCGGAGAAUGACGGCACGGAGCUCUGUGUAGGUACCAAUGAGACCACCACACGCCAGGAACCUGUGCCUGUCUCUCCUCCCGCCCGCAUGCCGAUGGCAGAGUUCCAACCAACCUGGAAUGAGGGAUUGAGGCCUCACGGUGGCAUGGGCGUUGGUAAUGGCAACAAUUUUAUCAUGGGUGCCAGGGAUUUUGGCUUCGUCUGUCCAAUGCAGUUCAAGAUCCCUCAUGGAUUAGGAUAUUCAUUAAAAGUUGGAGACAAGGUGGAGCCCGAUUGUGGAGCACCCUGCGACGGGAUGUUCUUUACCGAGAGACAAAGAAGAUUCUCCAGGGUAUGGGUUGGCACUUGGGCCGCUGUUUGUGCUGCUUCGUGCUUCUUCACGUUCCUGACAUUCCUCAUUGAUACAGAUAGAUUUAGGUAUCCCGAGAGGCCUAUCAUUUUCUUGUCCGUAUGUUACCUGAUGGUGGCACUAGUUUAUGUAAUCGGCUGGGCAGCAGGGAAUUCCAUAUCAUGUAGGGAGCCAUUCCCACCGCCUAUAGGUAUCCGGUUACAGACGGCUUCUACAAUCACUCAGGGUACUAAACAUGAACUGUGCACUGUGCUCUUCAUGAUUCUCUAUUUCUUCGGCAUGGCGUCGAGCAUCUGGUGGGUCAUCCUCACCCUCACAUGGUUCCUAGCGGCUGGAUUAAAAUGGGGGCAUGAAGCGAUCGAAACCAACUCGCAGUACUUUCAUUUAGCUGCUUGGGCCGCACCGGCCGUGAAGACUGUUACCAUUUUGGCGAUGGGAAAAGUGGAAGGUGACAUAUUGUCCGGAGUUUGCUACGUUGGUCUUUGGAACGUGGAGGCUUGCUUCCGCAUUCGAACGGUGAUGAAGCACGACGGAACUAAGACUGAUAAACUUGAGAAACUCAUGAUUCGCAUCGGCAUCUUUUCCGUGCUCUACAUCGUACCUGCUCUAGUCGUAAUCGCCUGCCUCUUCUACGAGCAAGCCUAUUUCGACCAAUGGAUGCUUACGUGGAAUUUGGAGAUGUGCUCACGACCGGGCCUGCAGUUACUCUACUCGUUGCCGUGCCCUAUCGGCGAGCGCAUCCGCGAUCUUAGUCGUAAACCCGACUUCGAGAUUUUCAUGAUCAAAUACCUCAUGGCGAUGAUUGUGGGCAUUACUAGCAGCUUCUGGGUAUGGUCUAAGAAGACGCUUACCAGUUGGCAGCAGUUCUUCCAUCACAUACGAGGUCAUCGCACUGAAGCCUAUGUUUAAGUCCGCAGCUGCAUUUGUUCACGAAGAUCUACGUACUUUUUUAUUUUCUUUUUGUUGAACGAUCAGGUAAAUU